Molecule: messenger RNA, 567 nt
Organism: Saccharomycodes ludwigii
Lineage: Eukaryota; Fungi; Ascomycota; Saccharomycetes; Saccharomycodales; Saccharomycodaceae
Gene: LRP1
Product: Lrp1p
Exons: 1
Coding region: 1-567 (188 amino acids)
Source: RefSeq, a predicted model, not a curated record
AUGGCUGAAGAAACAAUCAAAUUCAACAAAUAUGUUUCAUAUUUGAAUAAACAAUUAGACUCAUUACUCAACUCAUUACAAACUGAGUUGAUUAACAAAUCAUUGGAUGAUAAAUUGAUGCAAGUAACCACUUCCAACAAUGCAACGUUGAAUAGAUUAGAAAUUUGUAAUAAAUAUGCCUAUGUUUUAAGCUCUCUACUCUUUGUUUAUAUGAAAUUGAAUAAUACCAAAGAUUUAUCACCUAUUCUGAAGGAAAUAUCAAGGGUUAGAUCGUACAUGGAUGAAGCAAAUAAAUUGAAGGAUCUUGCUAAUAUUCCCAAACAGAAUGAUGAAAAGAAGAAAUCCUUUAACCAUUCUAGUAUAAGUGAGCAAAAUUUUACAAAGGGGAAACAUACAAGAUUUAAUCAAACAAAUGAGGAAGGUAGUAGCUUAAAAGAUAAUAUUUUAGAGAAAUUACAUAAAAAGACAGUGUCACCAAGAAAUACCAAAAGCUUAUCUUCUUCAACUAAUAGCAAAAAACCUGGGAAAGUUGAUAAAAAAAGGAACACGGUGAAGAAGGGGAAAUAA